GAGUGGGCGUGGACGCUGACGAUGGUGGUGAAUUUGGAUACCCGAAGAGGCAGGCACAGGCUCAUCAGUCGGUGUUUGAUGCCGCGGGGCAGAUAGAGCAGUCGUCCCACUACUUCGUUCUGGAGGACAAAGGCGGAGCCUGCGUCCCGUAACUCUGUCUUUGGACGGCCGCUCUAGAAAGUAUGGUCAGACAUGGCUGUGCAGCUCCACCUGAUGGACACAAUACUAAAAGAAGCGAAGAGACGAGUACAAGGAAGCAGUCUUGAAGAAGAAGACACGAUCGCCGGGACAAGACCUUUAUUAGCCUGAAGUUUCGGAUUCCUGCUCGAAUCCAUCAUCAGAGACAAAAGCAGAUAAGGGUAGUUCAUGCAUAUGCGGCUGCAGUAUUUGUAGGAUGCAGUAGACAUGCCGAACUACAAUACCUCCGACGGGUCUUCAAAGCCAAUGGCUACCCACACAACUUCGUCAACCGGCGCAUACGCAAAAGGGACGAAAGGCCUAACCGCACAGACACCAAAGUUUGGCGAGCGCUUCCAUAUGUCAAGAACGUUUCGGAAGCUGUUGGCCGCCUUCUCGCACCACUUGGGGUUGGAGUUGCACACAGGCCGGAGGCAACCAUCAGGCGUCAGAUGAUGAAACCACAAGACCCACUGCCACAGCAAAAAACGUCUGGACUCGUUUAUCGGAUCUGGUGCAGUUGUGGACAAAGCAACUACGUCGGAGAAACCGGAAGACAACUCCAAACGCGAAUGGCCGAACACGCGGCAGCGGUGCGGAGAAAUGACGCUAGCUCUCAAGUUGCGGCUCAUUCGACGGGUUCCGGCCACAAAUUCAAAUUUGACGAGGCCGAAAUUCUAGCAAGAGGUGACAACCGCGUGAGCCGGGAGCUGCUUUAGGUUGAGGUUAGGGAGCUGCUUGAGUCAUGGUUUACUGGCCCUCAGUCUAUGCACAAGUGCAAUGAUCUUCCCAUUCAAUACUCCGGGCUGAGACUUCGUCUAGGCGGAGUAGUUGGCCACGCGGGGUGCGCCCAGGUGAACACUCUUCCCAACACCCGGGUCAGCGCGUCAGAUGGUCGAGCAAUCAUCAAACCAACAUCCAACGCACGUGAAGAAAUUGCAGCAAUUAACGACGCGAACGUCGGUCAUCACGCCACGUGCAACGAUCCAUGAUGAAGGGGGGGGGGGGGGAGAGCCGUGAAUAUUCAUAGGUAUGCGGUAGCAUGGCUACUGCAUCCUAUAAAUACUGCAGCCGCAUAUGCAUGAACUACCCUUAUCUGCUUUUGUCUCUGAUGAUGGAUUCGAGCAGGAAUCCGAAACGUCAGGCUAAUAAAGAUCUUGUCCCGGCGAUCGUGUCUUCUUCUUCUUCUUCAGGACACAAUACUGUUGGGGUUGGGGAUAGGAGUCCGGGUUAGGGAUUAUGGUUAGGGGCUAGGGUUAGGAGUUAAGGUUAGAGGCCAUGGGUUAGGGUAAGGGGUUAGGGUUAGAGCAGCUACUUCCCAACCACUCUAAGUACGACCGCGCUUUCCCAAUAAAUAAAUAAAAUUUAUUUAAGACCCUUGGGGGUCCCAUCAUUGCAAGUAAAAAUAAAUUUUCAAGUAAGUUUUACAAGACGUAGACAGAUUCUGUACAUUAUACAGUUUUCGGUUGUGGAAUAAACAGUUAGACUUAAAAACGGUCAGCUAGCAGUAAAAAAACUGAUGAAAAAGACAAAAUGUAUAUGAAUUGUUUAGUUUUAGGGAGAAAAAAGUGCCGUUCAUGAAAGGAAAAAUAUGCGGGUCGAACAUGACUGGCCCGAAUAUGGUAUUGGAUAAGGGAUUGAAAAACCUAAAUCGUCAAGGCAUAGCUUCCUAAAUCAGACGAGGUAAUCCGCCUCGAAGAGGCAAGAUAGGGGGACUUAGACACAAUCGGACACAGUCCGCUUAGAGUCCAGCCGGAGAUGGGACAUUAAGCGCAAGGGCGGUAAUCGGAGCGUAGAGCGGAGAAUGCGAACCUGAGAUCUCUCUGCUGACCGACCAACCCACAAGCAAAUGGCGAAAGCAGAGGAUUCACGUUGUGAUCGUCAACAGACCAUUCGGGGUCGAAAUGAGGACUUGACAUCAAGACCUGCGGUUUGAGGGUUCGAAAUCGUGGGAGGCAGAGUGGAAUUCUGAUGAGCGUCGGCGAUCAGCAAAACUGAGGUGGCUUAGAGUGUGCCCGUCAAUCCAACCACGCCACUUCCUUGAGAGGAUUUGUCAGGAAGGAUGUCGCAUUUUGUGAAGGACGCAAUGCAUGAGCUGAAAAGCCGGAAAAAGUAAGAUUUUUGAUGAAGGAUCCUAGGAAGUGGAACUACACACAAAAGAAGGAAAUGUGGGCGGAUACGGAAAUUUAUUGGCGGCGUCCUAAAUUCCUGGUUGUCCUUUCUCAGUGUCACUGAGAGAGUUGUCCAGGAAGCAUGAGGAAAAUAAAAGUUUAAUCAAAUCAGUAUUCAGAUAAGGGCACAGCCCUCUCUUAAAAGUAUGUGGAUAAUCUGAUAAUGUUUUAUUUAUUGGAAGAUUAAUACAGAGAAAAGUAUACCUGGAAUUGAAAAAAGAGAACGCUUAGAGGUGGAAGAAGCGGGAGGAGGUAUAAUCAAGGAAGAAUUGCGAAGAUUGUAUGAGUGACUACCAGGGGUAAGUGCUGAAAUCCGGGGAAGAUUUGAACUAUUAUUAAUGCGAAAUAGGAGACAAAAACCUGCUUCUAGUCUUCGAAACCAUAAAAAUUUUAGGUAAGUUAUCUGGUAUCUAUCGGGAUAGGAAAUAAGUGGGUGUUGCGAACCCAAGAGUCUUUUAUUAAAAUGCCUUCGAACAUUUUCAAUUUUUGAACGAUUAGCCUCUCAUUAAGCCAAAGAAUGAACAACAACGCUCGAGAAUGGGAAGUACAAACAUUCGAUAGAGUUUUAAUUUAAUUUCAGGAAGACAGAAAUUUUAGGAAACAAAGCCACAAAUCUAGGCUGCUUUGGCCGUACUUCUGUCGGCGUGUGGCGAGAGGUCUCGAUUAUUGGCGUAGCUUAAACCUAAAUCCUUGAUGGUGGUACAUUCAGUCACGGGUGCACCUUGAAAGACCACUGGUUUGGGUAGCCUAUCCAGUUCAAAGCAUAAAAAGCGACAUUUUUAUGGAGAGAAUUCCGUUAACCAAUUUGAGCUCCACGCUAAAGAUCAAGCAAGUCAGCAUGGAUUUGAUCCCGGCAUUGAAGGAUCGUAGAUUUAUUGAAUGAAUAUGCAAAUUUGACAUAAUCAGCCUAACUAAAGGACUGAGAAUGUUUAACUGCCGACGAGAUAUAAUUUAUGUACGGCAGGAACAAAAGAAGACCUAAAACGGUACCUUGUAGGACACCACUUACAAUAAGGCUCUCACUGGAGAAUGAAGAUCCCACUAAAACCUUCUGUCUAUGAUUAGACAUGUAUGACUUGAUAGGGUCUAUAAAGGAACUGUGAAUUCGCAGAGCUUAUAAUUUAACUAACUCUGUGGCGCUUUAUCAAAGAUUAUACUAAGAUCAAAAUGAAUGACGGCAACAGAUAGAUGGUCAUUACGAAGAGAAGUAGACUGAGAAAUUACAUAUGACAUGCUUCACAAGAGCGCUUAGGUAAAAGGCCAUGUUUGGAAGCCAGAUUUAAAUACUGAACUAAUAAUAGAAGUUUUCCAACAGUCUGGAAAAAAGCCAUUUUUGAGAGAAAGACUGAAAAGAGUUUGCUAGGCAGAGGAGGAAAACCUCUUAACUGUUUUAUAAGAGAGAUCUGAAUAUUAUCUGUACCUACUGAGUGCGAGUUAGUAAGCUGGUUUAUCAGUUUUUAAAUAAUUGCAGGAGCAAAAUUAAUGGCGGCGAGGGAGGCAUCAAACAUAGGAGGAAUUGAAGGGAUUGAGUCAGUCUUAAUUGUGAAAUGUUUGGUAAAGAAUGAAUUUAACUUUUCUGCUUUUCCUGACUCCUCUGUAAUGAAGGUCUCGUUGGAAAUAAGCAAGGGCGGAAUGACUUGGUGGGACUAAGCUGAUGAUCUUUGACAGAAGACCUGGGCAACAGAUCUAGAAGCAUUCCAGCCACUAACAACUAAAGACUCUCUAGGCCUAUCUCGUGCGAGCCUACGAUUAUCUUGACAUCGAAUGAAGUCUGUGAUUUUUUAAAAUAAUUCACAUACUUGACUUUUAUUUCCGGGGUAAAAUGAGGGAUUAUAUGCACAUCCGAUUAAGGCUUUCCUAUUUUGCGGAAGGAUAACCGAAGAGAAACAGAUUUUCAGAGGAUGAAGAAACGUUCAGGUCAUAAGGCGAAUGUGCAAGUGAGGCUCUGACGUAAACAAGGCAGCCACCUCAACGUUUUAACACGAUCCUGGCGGUAUAAUCUGAGGGCUCUAUAGCGAGCGUCGAGUCUGAAACUAGAGAGUGCGCCCAAGAUUCUGCAAUGCACAAAACAUCUGUGUCAGACUCAAAGGCCACACCACUUAGCUGCACCAUCUUUUGCCCUACUGAUCUUGCGCUGAGAGAGGCCAUACUGAGCGUAUUCCUAAGAUACAGGCUUCGCUCAUUAUUACUUAUAAAAAAGGAAGAGUUCGUGCUGGAAAAUUAAGCUGUAGGGAAGAAGUAAAGGAUGGAAAACAAAGUUGCUGAGGUCCGAAAGUUGUGGGGAAUUACCACUAACUAAAUGCAGCACUGUAUAGAGACACAGUUGCUGAGGACUCAUGAAAAGGAAUGCUAUUUCGUGGGGUUGGAAAAACAGGAGGCAUACAAAUAGGACUUUGAGAAUUUUGAGCAUAAUAUGAUGGGUGAUUUAUGUUAGAAAAUGGACUAAAUGGGUUCGAGAAACCGUUUACCUUAUGAGAAGGCUUUGUUAUAUGGGCUGUCAGGCUAGCUGUGUGAUUGUGAAAAUUAUCAGCAACACUGCAUACUUACAGCCUACAGACCGGUAUGUUAGUGGGCUUCCCAGCUGUAAUGUCUUCGUUAAAUUGAGAAUUCAGGAUAGGACCAGGUAAAGAUCGUUCUGGGCUAGUAUCUGCCUUAUUUGAUUUUACCGCUUGGUCAGACUUGGUUGGCCUGAGACGGGAACGGUAUGGAUUCGACCCGGGUUUAUUAACUAAUUCAUUAUUCUGAGCCAUGGAGGUCGACCGCACCUCUAGGAUUUUUCCAUCGUUACUGUUAAAAUCAAGCGUUCUGGUAAAACUGGCAGCAGCAUUUGAGCAAUUAUCGCUUCUUGGAGGCGUUUCAAGGUGACAGGUUUCAACUAAAUCAGUGAUAAUGUGCUUGGCUGAAGAGGCUAGAUGGAACUAGCGCCGCCGCAAAUAUGGGGAACAUUUGGUUGACGCCUGAUGGGGAAUAUUCCUCGGAGGCAAAUGGCUGGAGACCAGAAUUCUGGGACGGCUGUACGUUUGCUAAUGAGGGGGAACACUGCGUUGCAGUGGAGUUUAUCCCGACCAAUGAAAAGCUUAUUUCCUCUAAGAUACUGAGCUGAGUGCUUCAAAUAGGAGAAAAUAAAACUCACUCCUAUCAGCAAAAAUAAUUUGACAAGAGUUGGUGGAUUUUUUCUCCUAGAUGAAAGUCUUUUAGCUUCAACUACCUUAAAACUGAGGCCACAAGAGUAGGGGAACUGGAAGGCGACAUCGAUGGGCUGUCUAUUCUUAGGAACAUUUUUAAAAUAAAAUUAAAACUUCGCUUGCGCCUGUCGUCGGUCACACUAACAACGAGGUUGAUGAGAGGCAUGAGAUUCUCGCAUUGCUAAAACGUAAGUGUUGGCACCCUUCCUUCAAGAAGAACAGUAAAAAUAGAAAAAAUGACCCGUAACGAGACAUAAAAUUGUUAAAAAUAUCGAGCGCUUCCAGGUCUAUUUUUCAUAUUGACGAUGGGUUUUAAACGAUAUGCUUGGAAUUUAAAUUCCUUCAAACAUCGAAGAAGGUUUGCCUGAAGUUUCAUGUCGAAGAAAAACAAGACAAGAGCUUGCUCCUAAUUAAUAGGGACGAUAGCUGCCGAAACUUUGAGAAUAUAAGGGUGGGACUAGAUUAUCAAAAAAUUUCUGAAAGUUCAGGAUUUGGGAGCUAAGCUACCGAUGUCGGUAGACCAGACAGCACAAUUGUCACUAGGCGAUUUUUACUUAAUAAUAGAAUGCAAUGGUAAAACAAAAGAUAAAUGACAAUUUCGUUGAUGAUAAAACAAAACUAUAAUAAAAUUUGUAUUUGAUAGCUUUUUACACAACUACUUGAACACGUCGCCUGUACGUUCACCGGCUCCACUUGUAAAAACUCCCAUUACUCCUGGUCCCGUCUUACAGGUGGCUGGGCUGAGACGAGCAUUUGUACUAACUGAUAAGAAAUUGUUCGGUAAAACCUAUGGGCAUUCAUUCGGUCUUACUUGGAAUAUGCCGCACAGGCUUGACGUCUGCGGCUCAAGAAGGAUUAUCAACUUCUGGAAUGGGAGCAGGUGAGGGUCACAAAUAGAAUGAAGAUUCAUUGUCAUCUGCCUUAAGAGACCAGACUUGGUGAACUUCAUUUGUUUCCUCUAAAUUACAGGCUACUUCUCGGUGACUUCAUACAAGCCUACCCGUCUGUUAGAGACCGUGAGUGUACCCUAGAGUUUGGUGAUUUCUUCGAAUUUGUUGGAACGAAGUCUCUGCGUUGUCAGCCCAUUAAACCGUAGGGAGUGUUGGCCUUCACGGACGUUUGACGGAGCGCCUUCCAACAGAGGGUAGUUGAAGCCUGAAACGGACUCCCUGCUGUGGCGGUGCUUGCAGACAUUGUUAAGGCAUUUGAUGGAUGAGUAGAUACUCAUUUGCAGAGAAGCUACCGUACAUAUAACUAAGAUUUUGUCCGUGACUGCAGCUUUCGCAUGGCUCACACAUAUCAAUGAUUUUCUACUUCCCAUAAUUACUGCCGCGGAAAUCAUUGUCGUUGCUUUUUCAGAUAUGACUAGAGAGAUCCAUGACAGAAGCCUUCUUCUAUGAGCAAAGUAACUAUCUCUAAAGGGUAGUAAUUUAACGUCUAUCUUACAGCAACCAUUAUAUCCGGCGAUUGAAAAUCGCGCCGCUGAAAACGAAAAAUGAUCAAAAGAUCGUAGUAAACAGGCAGUCAUGCGUUAGUCCUGCUGAAUCAAACCUUCCUAAAUCGGUGGAAGGUUGUAGCCGGGAUGCACGCGAUGAAGACUCUGUAGGUAUGAUUAUACCGCAAGACCGUCUAGUUGAUCGCAGUAAAUGCAUCGUUAUAAAGGGCAUGCCUGAGUCCGUUUCCGACGCUUCAAAGGACAGAAUACAACAUGACAUAGAAAUAUUCCAGGAAUAUCUCAAAUCGAUCUUAAUAAGAGACGAAAAAGUCACAGUAUUAAAGGCUUUCAGGAUGGGCAAAAUUAAAGACUCAAAACAAGAUCCAGACCGACCGAGACCGUUAAAAAUUGUCUUUGAGAAUGACGAACAAGCACAGCUACUUUUGAGCAGGAAAGCUGCGCUUAAACACGCCCAUCCAUCAGUUUUUUUUCAGCGGGACUUUUCACCCGCGGAGCGAGAAAAAUGGAGACGGCUCAAAUUGGAAGUCCUCAGGCGGUCGAGUCUGGGCGAGACAAAUCUCAAAAUAGUGGACGGAAAAAUUAUACGCGUCCAGAGGCCAUUCCUCUGGAGAAAGCCCAUAACUCUAACAGCUUAGGAGUGAAGGAAAGCAGUUCAUCCCGAUCAGCUCCGACCGGCUUUUGCAUUCAAUCCCAAGAACUGGAAAAACGCCAGUAUGCCGGAGUUGCUCAUGCCAAAUUGAGAUUUUUGUAUACCAAUGCUCAAAGUCUCGUUUCGAAAAUCGACGAACUCAAAGCGAGAGUACCGGAACAAAUCCCCGACGUCAUCGCCAUAACGGAAACUUGGCUUAAUGCCGAAAUCAUGGAUGCUGAGAUUUCGAUACCGGGUUACCAGCUGUUUCGUAGAGACCGUCAAAAUAGGCAGGGCGGAGGGGUAGUCGUAUAUGUAAGGGAAGGAAUUUCAGCAGUUAAAAGAGCCCACACCCUCUCCCUUGAAUAUAAAUCCGUCUGGAUAAAGAUAAAGAAGAGCAAUGCACAAAAUCUAGAAUUUCUGGCAAUUUACAGACCACCAAAUCUUCUGAGUGCAGCUGAUGAGUCGCUCCUUGGUUUAGUCAAAGACGUAGCUAGCCACCAAGAGGUACUUAUUGCUGGGGAUUUCAACGCACCUGCAAUAGAGUGGGAAACUAUGGCAGUUAACGGUGGACCAGCCUCUUUCAGCAAUAAGCUACUGGACCUUACACUCGAUCUCUCUCUGGCGCAACAUGUGAAGGUACCAACAAGAUUUCGAGAGAACCAGAGAGCAAAUUGUCUAGACCUAGUUUUCACUAAAGACUUCUCUAAUAUCGACGAAGUGCAUUCCAAUGCACCUCUCGGGAAAAGUGACCAUACUACGCUACUAUGGGAUUACUCGCUCUUCUCUAAACGCCAGAAGAGAACAGAGGGCCAACCUAAUAUAUGGAAGGCAGAUUUUAAUAUGAUGAAGAACGAAUUGCUGUCCGUGAAUUGGGACCAAAUACUCAGGGGAGAUCCGGAGGACGACUGGAGAUCUUUUAAAACGAUUUCACUCGAUCUGAUUAGGCGCUGUUGUCAACCUAAAGUACAAAAAACAACUGGUCGACCUGCUUGGUUAACUAGGGACCUAAAUAGGCAGCUACGGAAGAAAAGCAAAAGAUGGAAAAUAUUCAGGGAAACUGCGUCACCAGCGCAUUUCGAAGAAUUUCGUCGUCAACGAAAUGCCGUCAAAAAAUGUAUCCGUCAGGCACGGGAGGAGUAUGAAUCCAAAAUUAUACGACAGGCUGAACAGAAGCCUAAGAUUUUAUUUCACUAUCUGAACAGUAGACUGAAAAAUAAGGACCCGGUCGCGGUGCUGAAGGAUGAUAAUGGUGUAGAGAUCAUUGAGAACAGCGAGAAAACCGAACACUUAGGACAGUAUUUUGCCUCCGUUUUUACUAGAGAAACAGAGUUUCGCUGUCGCAGUGCCGGCAAUGCUCUUGAGACUGUUGGUCCCGUGCUUGACUCCAUACUCUUCCCGGCAGCUGCCGUGGAAAGGGAGCUGAAAAAUCUCAAAGAAGCAAAGUCCUCGGGUCCGGACAAUAUACCGGCCAAAUUCUUGAAGGAACUGGCGAAUGAACUUUCCAAACCACUGGCGCACAUCUUCCGCUCGUCAUUCGAAUUAGGGAGGUUGCCAUCGGAAUGGAAGAUAGCAAAUAUCUUUCCGAUAUACAAGGGCGGGGCUCGCACUAAUGCUAACAAUUACCGGCCUGUUAGUCUAACCUGCAUCUGCUGUAAAAUAAUGGAGGCCAUAGUUAAGAAAGCAACUAUGGAGUUCCUGGAGCAGGGCCAUUUAAUCUCAGACCUGCAGCACGGCUUUAGACAGAACCACUCGUGUCUUUCCAGUUUAUUGCUCUCGACGGAGCAGUGGACUCGCGCAAUGGAUGAGGAUGGGAGGGUUGAUGUCAUAUGCACAGACUUUAAGAAGGCGUUCGACAGCGUCCCACACAAACGCCUAAUCUACAAACUUUCGGAAAUUGGGAUAAGAGGAACGCUGCUGACAUGGAUAACAGAUUUUCGUACCGGGAGAUCGCAAACCGUGUGCAUUGAGGCCUCAAGGUCAACUCCUACUCCCGUUCUAAGUGGUGUACCCCAGGGCUCCGUCUUCGGGCCGUUGCUAUUCCUGGUUUACAUUAACGACUGCGUCGACGACCUGGGAUGCAGCGCCAUCAUGUUUGCUGACGAUGUUAAGCUGUGGAGACCCAUCAGAUCUGAUGCAGACAGGUACGCGCUUCAAGACAGUCUCAACCGCCUAAACAGUUGGUCAGCUCGCUGGCUCCUCAAUUUUAAUGUGGACAAAUGUGUGGUCCUGAGACUCCGCACCAGACGGACCAGUAAGGAGGACGAUUCCUUUCAAUGCGUCCUUGGUGGUCAGCCCCUUUCAGAUGUUGUGGAACAGAAAGACCUGGGCGUCCUAAUGACCUCCUCGCUGAAACCAUCUUCACAGUGUCAAAGGGCAGCCGAAAGUGCGACAAGGGUGUUAUUUGCGCUGAGGCGAGGAUUUGUGCAGAUCGAUAAAGAACUGUUUGGUAAAACCUAUGGGGCAUUCGUCCGGUCUCACUUAGAGUAUGCAGUCCAGGCCUGGCGACCGUGGUUAAAGAAAGAUUAUCAACGACUGGAAAGAGUACAGGCGAUGGCUACGAAGAUGGUCAAGAAACUUCAUCAUUUGCCUUACGAAACCAGGCUGACCGAACUAAAUCUGUUUCCUCUAAAUUACAGGCAACUGCGCGGUGAUCUCAUUCAAACCUACAGGUUUGUCAGAAGCCGUGAGUGUGCCCUAGACUUUGAUGAAUUCUUUGAAUUGGCCCGGACUGACCGUCUGCGUGGUCAUCCGUUCAAACUACAAAGGAAGCGGGCUCAUUCGGACGUCCGACGGAACGCCUUCUCACACAGGGUCAUCGAGGCAUGGAAUGGACUCCCUGAUGCCGUCGUUCUUUCCGAAAGUGUCAAAUCCUUUAAGUGCAGACUAGACGCUCACUUGUUGAGAACCUACUGUACAUACAAUAAUGAUUGUUUUAGCGGCGGAAGUUUGCGCCUAGCUCACACUUACCGCUAACUUCUUAACUUUUCGCAUUUGCUGAUGUAAUUGAUGACUUUAUUUCUGUUUAUCGAUAUGAAUAGGGUGCUCAAGGGCGAAAGCCUCAUUCCCUUAAUAAACUGACUUAAAACUGACUUGAAACAAGCUUCAGCCGCCUUCCUGCCAGAUAAAUACUCCGACAGGGGAUUUGAAACUAUAACUUGUCAGUCUCGUCAGUUUAAUAUUGCAAAUCAUGGGGAAGUCAUCUUUUGUAGUCUGUGCAACUUUCUGCACGAGUACAAACUGACGUAUCCCUGUUAUCAUAGCCUUUUUAAGGAACCAUAGUGCCACAGAAACCCCGCCACGAAAGAACUUCUGUGCAGAAAGCUAGACAGCAGGUAAAUGUCAAGACUGUGUUUCUAGAUCUGGACAGGACAUCGAAAUCCGUUGGUCACCAACUGUUUAUUAAUAAAUUUUGCGGUAUGGUCUUGCGGGAAGCGUGAGCACGUGGAUUAUAAGUUUUCUAGACCAUAGGCCUUCUGGACAAAUUUGGUAAGUUGUAUAAUUGACAUUUCGAGCUCAUAGCGAUGUUACAUACGAGCCUCCAUCGGGCUUUAUUCUUCCUGAUCUACAUUUAUAACCAAAGGGAGAGAGCCUUUUUUGAAAUUGAGUCGUCAUUCUUUCUGCUCAUCAUUAACAUUGGAAUUUUCCCACAUGCAUAUAUGUUGUCAUAUUUUACUCAUUACACACCGAUCUUUUCCCGUUUUUGUUCAUUUGAACCACGAUAGCGAAUUCAUCUGCACACUGCGCUAGCGCCGUUUUAAAGGAGGUCACAGUUGACGGGAUUUUGCAAAUCAUUCACCGGUGAUUCUUCGUGAGGUCGGCGCUUACAGUUUUCGGCAAUUAUCCCUCGCCAUCUUCUAGUGUUAUCUGUUUUCGUACACAUCUUACCCAGUGUGCAUAAGGGACUAUUUCUGAAAAUUCUGAAAUGAUGUUUUCGUAAAAAGGUUGUCCAUUUUAGUGUAAGUUUUUAGCAUAAGUCCCCAGUCGUGUUGGCUGGAGGGAUAUCACUAUGGGUGGACAGUAAUUGCCACCUAUCCUAAGCAGUCUAGAGACGAUUUUUUAAAUUCGUCUUUUAACAGCAUUAGAUAGCGAAGAUUCUGCACUUACAGGAUCAGUUGUCGUUAAAAGAGAUAUUAAUUAUCCCAGCCUGGUACAAUAGAAACGAUAUGUAGAAAGCUGUUAGCAAGAUUUAAGAACACUCUUCCUCUUUUGCUUUUGAAUUCGCCGCCUUGCUGAGCGUUAUAAUCGGAUGGUAUACGCUGGAUUUUUCAGCAAAUCGUCGACUGUUACUCAACAGCGUGGUCUUCAAACCAUGUACCUGGUCUAAAACCAUAAGAAAAUGCUAUUACGCGUAUUUACUCUAACUGUCAUCCAGUUCCAGGGAAACGAGGCAGCGGAUGCAACUACCCACGUCGUAAUAGAGAUGGCAACACGCAAAUUUCCAAGAUGAUUAGUGGAGUGAAUGAUGUGACAUAACUGUUUAUUCGAAGUGACAUCAGGAUCAAAGAUUGGCGAACAUGACCUGACUAUCUUCAAGAGAAAGCCGCUUAGAGGAAUACGACAACACAUAGCGUUCUGGCCGGAGAAACAAAAGCUGAUUAAACCCAUAAAGAGACGGAACGGACCAGCAAGAAAUUACGUUCAAAGGGAUGCGGUAUGACCCAUAACAGUGGCAAACGCAACCGAAAAUGCGGUUAGAGAAAAAUUGCAUAUCAAUGCCCAAAGCCUGAUAUCUAAAUUUGACGAUCUAAAAGUUUAUUAUGUCGAACUGUUUCCGGUUCUGACAUUAGUGGCACAGACUUGGCUGCCCCUUAAUAUUUCAGAUAGCGUAAAUACGUUGUCUGAAUAUCAAAUACGCUGGGGGACAGGGACAACGUCAGGGUGUUAAGAUAAUUAUGUGCAUGAAAGCGGUUCUGGUGAUCUCGAAAAAGACCACCAAGAUGGCGUGCAGCACAUAAAUUAUUUGUCUGACCAUCAAGACUACAGGUUUCCCGCGUCCAGAUGUACUCACUGUCCACUACGAAGACCAGACCGAAUCGCUAACACUCACCCAUUGAAGCAGUUAUCUAGUGGACCUAGUGUCGUCAUCAUGAACGACUGAAGAGCACCAGGAAUUAACUGAAGAUCGGCUCGAAAGUCAUGCGCAAAAUCUACCUCCUACGUAUUUCUACAGAAACUGCUGAAUGCGUUCCGCACACAACGCGCCAUGUUUCCAAACAGAGCAUGUGAGUGAGUGUCCUCACUAUAGUCGUGCGUUCAAAUAAUAAGUAGCGUAAGGCACAACGGAACGAGUGAGUUCCGUAAGAAUUAUCAGUGAGCGCUUGUACACCAGUGUAGCGCUUUAUCGAAAUAUACAUUAAUAUUAGCUGCUUAAGGGCUAAUUAAUGUCAGGUGAGUAAGUUCGUUUGUGUUACGCUUAUUGAUGAUGCUGUCCAUUUUAAAUUUAUUUGUUUUCGGGUUGUCUCGAUGUUAUUCAAGUGGCUGGCAUCGUCAAGGCCCUUUUGUACCAACUUCUGUAUCAAGGAGUUGACUUGAAAACUGUCCCAUCUUAUUCAAAAAUAUACGUUUAUUGCUAUUUAGAAGGAACUUCUUAGUUUUCAUUUCAAAAUUCGAUUGGGUUUCAACAUUUUCGUAUAGAACUUUCGAGGGAAUUCCAGAAAGUCACAUAUCUAAUCGAGCAGACAGUUGAUCUUUGGGACUUUGAAUCUGGGGGUCCCUAUAGAUCUUCGUUAUUAUCGGUGUUUCAGGGGGCCUUUUUGUUUCGGUAGUAAAUUUGGUUUGAGACUAUCUUGGUUAGGUUUGACCGUGAAUAGGAAAUUGAAACCAUUUUGGAGUCUUCUGAUGCAGAGGGGUCAGAUACUAUAUUAAUGAUAUAGUCCAAAUUAUGAACCAUGGGUGCCAUCACAUUGGGGCAGAGAUCUAGCAGAGCGUCUUUGAAUGCCUUCUAGUUUCUUUCAGCCAUCUGAGGGCAGUAUACCAAAGAUAACUGAGCAGUAAUCUAGGAGGGAAAGAGCAUACAUUUUAAAAAGUUGAAAUAUUCGCAAAUGAACCCUCGCCAGCAUCUACGCUCCCCCGAUGGCCAGCCCUGAUGCCGCAAUGGACAAAUUCUACGAGGACCUGCACACCCUUCUGGCGACUGUGUCGAAGCUGGAUAAGUUGAUUGUCCUUGGUAACUUCAACGCCCGCGUCGGCAUAGACCACGCUGCUUGGAGAGGAGUGCUGGGUCCCCAUGGUCUCGAUGGCUCCUAUGACAGUUGCCUACGCGUCUUACGAACCUGCGCAGAACACUGCCUCAUCCUGACUAACAACUUCCGCCUUCCGACGCGAGAGAAGGUCACUUGGAUGCACCCUCGGUCGCGACACUGA
Spirometra erinaceieuropaei is the source of this 13983-nucleotide messenger RNA. The record is from the annotation of a GenBank genome assembly. Lineage: Eukaryota; Metazoa; Platyhelminthes; Cestoda; Diphyllobothriidea; Diphyllobothriidae.